AAAGCUCGCGGUCGCUCCGAGGCGCGCGCCGGCGGUCCUCGGCCGCUCCGGGUACCCGAGGGACGCGCGGCCGCCCCCGGCCGGCGCUGCGGCCCCCACCCCUUGGAGCCAGGGGCCGGGGUCUGAGGAUAGCAUUUCUCAAGACCUGACUCAUGGAGCACUUAUAACCUUGAGAUAUUUCAGUCGAAGGAAGAAAUAGCUCUUCUCCUAAGAUGGAAUCUGUGGUUUGGGAAUGUGGUUGAUCAACUUGAUAUGUUGGCCAAAUGUGCCCCAUGUAAUAAAAUGAAAAGAAGAGACAAGAUGAUGUCAUUUUCCCAUAUUGUGAAACCAAAAACAAACGCCUUUUGUGAGUCCAAGCUAACAAACCUCUGACGGUGCGAAGAGUAUUUAACUGUUUGAAGAACUUAACAGUAAGAUAUAGAAGAAGUACCUUCAAGCUGAGACCUGCAGGUGUAUAAAUAUCUAAAAUACAUAUUGAAUAGGCCUGAUUAUCCGAAUCUCGUUCAGAUCCAGGAAGGAUGGCUGUGAGUUGGAUCGUCUUCUCUUUCUGGCCCUUGACUAUGUUCGUGGGGCAUAUAGGUGGGCACAGUUUGUUUUCUUGUGAACCUAUUACCUUGAGGAUGUGCCAAGAUUUGCCUUAUAAUACUACCUUCAUGCCUAAUCUUCUGAAUCAUUAUGACCAACAGACAGCAGCUUUAGCAAUGGAGCCAUUCCACCCUAUGGUGAAUCUGGAUUGUUCUCGGGAUUUCCGGCCUUUUCUUUGUGCUCUCUAUGCUCCUGUUUGUAUGGAAUAUGGACGUGUCACACUUCCCUGUCGUAGACUGUGUCAGCGAGCUUACAGUGAGUGCUCGAAGCUCAUGGAGAUGUUUGGUGUUCCUUGGCCUGAAGAUAUGGAAUGCAGUAGGUUCCCAGAUUGUGACGAGCCAUAUCCUCGACUUGUAGAUCUGAAUUUAGCUGGAGAACCAACUGAAGGAACCCCAGUGGCAGUGCAGAGAGACUAUGGUUUUUGGUGUCCCCGAGAGUUAAAAAUUGAUCCUGAUCUGGGUUACUCUUUUCUGCACGUGCGUGAUUGUUCACCUCCUUGUCCAAAUAUGUACUUUAGGAGAGAAGAACUGUCAUUUGCUCGCUAUUUCAUAGGAUUGAUUUCAAUCAUUUGCCUCUCUGCCACGUUGUUUACUUUUUUAACUUUUUUGAUUGAUGUCACAAGAUUCCGUUACCCUGAAAGGCCAAUUAUAUUUUAUGCAGUCUGCUACAUGAUGGUAUCAUUAAUUUUCUUCAUUGGAUUUUUGCUAGAGGAUCGAGUAGCCUGCAAUGCAUCCAUCCCUGCCCAAUAUAAGGCUUCCACAGUGACACAAGGAUCUCAUAAUAAAGCCUGUACCAUGCUUUUUAUGGUACUCUAUUUUUUUACUAUGGCUGGCAGUGUAUGGUGGGUAAUUCUUACCAUCACAUGGUUUUUAGCAGCUGUGCCAAAGUGGGGUAGUGAAGCUAUUGAGAAGAAAGCAUUGCUGUUUCACGCCAGUGCAUGGGGCAUCCCCGGAACUCUAACUAUCAUCCUUUUAGCGAUGAAUAAAAUUGAAGGUGACAAUAUCAGUGGCGUGUGUUUUGUUGGCCUCUACGAUGUUGAUGCAUUGAGAUAUUUUGUUCUUGCUCCCCUCUGCCUGUAUGUGGUAGUGGGGGUUUCUCUACUCUUAGCUGGCAUUAUAUCCCUAAAUAGAGUUCGAAUUGAGAUUCCAUUAGAAAAGGAGAACCAAGAUAAAUUAGUGAAGUUUAUGAUCCGGAUUGGUGUUUUCAGCAUUCUUUAUCUCGUACCACUCUUGGUUGUAAUUGGAUGCUACUUUUAUGAGCAAGCUUACCGUGGCAUCUGGGAAACAACGUGGAUACAAGAACGCUGCAGAGAAUAUCACAUUCCAUGUCCCUAUCAGGUUACUCAAAUGAGUCGUCCAGACUUGAUUCUCUUUCUGAUGAAAUACCUGAUGGCUCUCAUAGUUGGCAUUCCCUCUGUAUUUUGGGUUGGAAGCAAAAAGACAUGCUUUGAAUGGGCCAGUUUUUUUCAUGGUCGUAGAAAAAAAGAGAUAGUGAAUGAGAGCCGACAAGUACUCCAGGAACCUGAUUUUGCUCAGUCUCUCCUGAGAGAUCCAAAUACUCCUAUCAUAAGAAAGUCGAGGGGAACUUCCACUCAAGGAACAUCCACCCAUGCUUCUUCAACUCAGCUGGCUAUGGUGGAUGAUCAAAGAAGCAAAGCAGGGAGCAUCCACAGCAAAGUGAGCAGCUACCACGGCAGCCUCCACAGAUCACGUGAUGGCAGGUACACGCCCUGCAGUUACAGAGGAAUGGAGGAGAGACUACCUCAUGGCAGCAUGUCACGACUGACAGAUCACUCCAGGCAUAGUAGUUCUCAUCGGCUCAAUGAACAGUCACGACAUAGCAGCAUCAGAGAUCUCAGUAAUAAUCCCAUGACUCACAUCACACAUGGCACCAGCAUGAAUCGGGUUAUUGAAGAAGAUGGUACCAGUGCUUAAUUUGUCUUGUCUAAGGUGGAAAACUUGUGCUGUUUAAAAAGCAGAUUUUAUUCUUUGCCUUUGCAUGACUGAUUGCUGUAACUCGCUGUUAACAUGCUUUCAGUCAAGUGCAGAUUGUGUCCACUGGAAAGGUAAAUGUUUGCUUUUUAUAUUGCAUCAAACUUGGAACAUCAGGCAUCCAAAACACUAAGAAUUAAAUCAUCAUAAUAAUAAUUAGUCUUUCUAGGUUAAGAAGAGAUAAUUAUUUGUCUGGUAAGCAUUUUUAUAAACCCACUCAUUUUAUAUUUAGAAAAAUCCUAAAUGUGUGGUGACUGCUUUGUAGUGAACUUUCAUAUACUAUGAACUAGUGGUGAGAUAACAUUCUGAUAGCUCAGUUAAUAAAACAAUUUCAGAAUUAAAGAAAUUUUCUAUGCAAGGUAUACUUCUCAGAUGAAUAGUAGGACUUUGUAGUUUUAUUUCCACUAAGUGAAAAAAGAACUGUGUUUUUAAACUGUAAGGAGAAUUUAAUAAAUCAGCAAGGGUAUUUUAGCUAAUAGAAUAAAAGUGCAACAGAAGAAUUUGGUUAGUCUGUGAAAGAUUCUCUCAAAAUCCUAUUGAAAUAAUCUUCAUCCAGAGAUAUUCAGGAUUUGGAUUAGUAGUAGAAUAAAGAGAUGGGCAUUCUUUCCCCUAUAAUUGUGCUGUUUUUAUAACUUUUGUAAAUAUUACUUUUACUGGCUGUGUUUUUAUAACUUACCCAUGUGCAUGAUGGAAAAUUUUAAUUUGUAGCCAUCUUUUCCCAUGUAAUAGUAUUGAUUCAUAGAAAACUUAAUGUUCAAAAUCUGCUUUGUGGAGGCAUGUAAUAAGACAAACAUCACACAUUAUAAGGCUCUUUGUGGUAACCACAGUUAUAAAAUGACAAAGUAUUUUCUCUGUAUUCGUUGUUGUAUUUUUCUACAGUGAGAUGUGAUCUUGCCAAAGCCACCAGACCUUGGCAUCCAGGCCCUCCUAUAGUGAUUUGAUUGUCUGCUCUUGCCUUGCCCUAUAGCUAGUAGGCUACAGCUUUUGCCCCACACUCUUAUUUUCAGAUUCUGGAUCAUUCUUGUUUACAACUGAAAUAUAUAUAACCUCAGUCCAAAGUGGUGGUUGAUUUGAGUAUUUGAAAAUCAUUGUAGCUAAAUGAAGCAUGAUUAGUAGUCUUACUAUGAAUAUCAUUUAAUCUUAAAAAAUCAAGUAAAAAAUGUUUAUCUGGUAAUGUUUAAAUAAUUUACAAUAUAAACUGUAAACCUUAUUAGGCGUGAAAUCUAUCCAAAGAGAAAGAAAAAUGCUGGAACAUGCUGGAUGUGUUAUGUAAAAAGCAUAUUUAAACAAGGGUCCUCAGCCCUGACUGCAGAUAAGAAUCACUUGGGUUACUUCAGAUACCUAACAACUUCCUCUCAUACAAAUAAGAAUUGGUAGGUUUCUUAAAAA
Saimiri boliviensis boliviensis (Bolivian squirrel monkey) is the source of this 3965-nucleotide messenger RNA. RefSeq names its product frizzled class receptor 3 (gene FZD3). Gene Ontology annotation, cellular component: plasma membrane. Gene Ontology annotation, biological process: non-canonical Wnt signaling pathway; canonical Wnt signaling pathway. Gene Ontology annotation, molecular function: Wnt-protein binding; Wnt receptor activity. The record is from RefSeq and is a predicted model, not a curated record. NCBI's taxonomy places the organism in Eukaryota, Metazoa, Chordata, Mammalia, Primates, Cebidae.